This is a messenger RNA of Tetrahymena thermophila SB210, 8331 nucleotides long. RefSeq lists its product as hypothetical. Gene Ontology annotation, molecular function: protein binding. The transcript is spliced from 20 exons. The record is from RefSeq and is a predicted model, not a curated record. Lineage: Eukaryota; Ciliophora; Oligohymenophorea; Hymenostomatida; Tetrahymenidae.
AUGUAUAGUUCAAGAAGCAGUCAAAACAAGCAAUUGUUAAAACCAGAUAAAGGAAUCAUAUCUGUGCUAGAAUAAAUUAAAUAGAAUCCAAAAUUCAAAAAGCUUUUAAAUUUUUAACUGAAUGCGCUUAUUAGCUUUAUAACACCUCCUAAUCCUAAGUUUAGAGAGAAUGCAAUGUUUGUUAUAUAGGAGUAGCUUCAUAUCAAUAUCAUUUAGGCCUUGGAAAAUCAUUCUUCAGAUGACUCAAUCGUAUUGAAUUCAUGCCAUGUUUUAGAAAAGUUAAUUGGCUACGGCAACAAUCGAAAUGAAGAAAUAGUUUAGCUAUUAGUUGAAGGAAACAUAAUGAAAGGAAUUAAUUCUACCCUUAAUAAUCCAGAUUACAUAAAAUCUAAAGAAAGUAUAAAGUAGCUGUUAAGCUUGAUAAACAUAUUUAUCGUAAAUCCAGCUAUUGCAUUAAAAUUUAUUGAGUAAAAUACUUUAGAGUCUUUAAUGAAUUGUUUGAGAUCUAAAAACAUUGAAGAUGUUUCAUAAAUUUAAGGACUUGAAACAUUGAAUAACUUUCUCAACUACCCCAGUGUAUUGCAAAAAGUAAUUUAAAAAUAAAUAAUUCCUCAAUUUUGUGAAACUCUUUAUGACUGCGUACUUUCUACUCUCAGCGUAUCAUUAGGAUUUAAGUUUAUAUAAAAAAUAAUUCAAACAAAAGAAGGCUUAGAGUAUGUUAAAUAAUGCAAUAUAAUAAAAACUAUUGUGAGUAUAAUGUCUUGCCUUUCUGGUGAUAAGAGCAUUUCCAAUUUAGGUUCUUAUAUUUUGAGUAGAAUAAUAAAUGAAAAUACAAUUUAGAAUGCCCUUAGAGAUUUAAAAUAACAGUCAGGUGAUUUGAUAUUUCAAUCUGCUUUGCUUUCUAAUUUGGUUCUAGCUUCUGAACAAAUGGAAGAACUUAUCGAAAAAGGAGAUGUUUUGAAGGAAGUUUUAAAUUUAGUUAAAUAAUUUAAGGAUAAUGUUUAGGAAGAUAACGUCUGUGUGCUAAAAAAUUGUUUUAUCACUUUAGCAAGAAUUGCAAAUUUAAAUAGCAAAUAAGCAAAAAAUUUGGUUAAUGAAGGUGGUAUUGAUAUCUUGUCUGAUUUUGUAGAAAAUGACAACCCACAAGUCUUUAUCUCAAUAAUCGAAACAUUUUAGCUUCUUUUAAAUUCAUAUGAUGGAGCAUUUGAUAUAAUCAAAAAAAAGGGUAUUAUAAAAACAAUAAUAGAUUUUGCAGACACUGUUCACUCUGAUAAUGUUUUGGUAGGAAGAAGCAUUUCUCAAUUCCUUUCUAUUAUUGCAAAUUAAAAGGAAGGAGCCAGCUAUAUAAUUUAAAAUAAUGCAAUUUUCUUACUAAUUAAGAUAUUCAAGGCUUGUAAAAAAUACAAAAAUGUCAUUGAAAAUGUUACAAAGAUAUUAAGUUAGUUAGCUGAGGAUAAAGCAAGCGUAAAAUAAUUAGGUCAAAAAAGUUUUAUCUAAGAAAUAAUUGAAGUUUGUAAUGAUCAUCCAGAGUGGAGAAAAUCCUGCCAAUAUUCAAUUUAAUGCAUAUCUUUACUUGUUAACCACAAUAAAUAAUUAGUAGAUACCUUAAAAGAUUUAGAUAUUGUUGAAACUAUAAUAUCUAUUGUCAAUAAGAAAGCAUAUAUGUUAAUUCUUAGCAAAGAAAAUUAACAAGAUGAUGAGAGUUAUGAAGAACUAGAAGGAAACGUAGAAUAUGAUCAAUCUGAUUUAGAAGAAAUCUUUAAGAUGAAAAAAGAGAACAAAGUAGUUGAGGAGAGUAAUGAAAAGUUAGAAUAGAAAAUACUGAAAACAAGCAAAGAUAUUUUGUAGUUUGUUUUUACUAUUGACGAUAUAAUGAGUGUAAGUGAAUAAAUUGAAGGCCUUUACGAAGAACUAGUUUCUUAGAAUGAACCUGACAGAUAGUAAGAGUAUAGCAUUCUACUCGAAAUGAGUAUAAUAAAACUAGGUUUAGGUAUUAGUAUUUUGCCUAGCGAAAGUUUAGAAAUGGGAGUUCAUUAAAUUUGUUUGAAGAUAAGCAAAACAUUUAUAAAUGACUUAGAAUAACUUCCAAAUAAUCAAUUUGAAAACGAAGAAAUUCUUAUUGCCAUGAACUUAUUUUAUCUUUACACAAGCGAGCUCUUUGAAAAUGAUUAAACUCAAUCUUAGUAUACAUCUUUGAGAUUUAUAGAUUAUUUUAUUGAAUUAAGUUCAAAUAUUCUGGGUAAAUUUACUAAGAAUCCUCUUCGUUAGCACUUGAAGUGUCUUUUGUAAAUUCUUAAGAGAUCAAAUCAAAACAAGCCUCAAGUUAAAAUCAUUCGCACAUAGAAUAGCAACAACAAAUCAGGAAAAUAAUAAACUUUGCCAGCAGUUACUUUGAUAAAGAACAUCCUAAACCUUAUUAAAAAAAACAUUGAAGAUUUUGAUUUAUUAAUUUUAUCUUUGGACAUACUUGUUUUGCUUACUUAGCUUAGCAAAUAAUUUUAACAGGAGGAUUUAAUAAUAAACUUAUUGAUAGAAGAAGGUGCUUUCAAAUUUAUAAUUUCUAAUUUAGAGCUGUUUAUAAAUGCUGAAUUGGGAGUUAGAUGUUUUUCAUUUUUAGAAAUAGCUUUAAAGCAGUAAGAGCAAUUAGUAACUGAAUCCCUAAUUAAAUUAAAAGCUUUACCUAUCUUAAUGAAUUACAUAGUAAGUAUGAAUAAUUCUCCACUCAUUCGUUAAGCGGCUUAGGAAAUUUUGUAGAUUUUAAGCAAUUAUCAAGAGAGCGAUUUCUAGAAAAAUGAAGAAUCUACUUCAAUUUCAGCAUUAAAAUAAAAAUCAAAUAACCCAUUCUAGGUCCAUUCAUCUCAUUAGCAAUAAAGCGAAUUAUAUAGCAUUACUUAGAUAUAAUAAAAUUCAAUUAUUUAAAGUGAAGCCGGACUUUAAGAGGAAGAUUUCAAACAUUUGAUUGCAUCAAUUGAUCCUGAAUAAAAUAUUUCAAAUAAGAACUUUUCUCUUUAAAAUUCAAGUACUUCUCUCGAAUCUAUCACAAAUUAUGUCCUCAUUGAUAGAAAUUUAGAACAAAUGAUAGGAUUUGAUAUAAUUAUUGCAAUAAAUAAUCUUAUUGGAUAUAUUAUUAUCCAAGACGAAAAUGAAUUGGCACUAACUGGAAACUUGUUUGUUUCUGAAAGACUGCUUGUUGGAUCUUUAUAAAUCAUCAUUAGAAUAUUAUAAUCUUCAAUUAACUAAAAAGAAAAAGCCCUUUAUCAAAUUACAGACUCUUUACUCAUUUAAAAAAUACUUUCUUUGUUAAAUUUAAAAUAACACUCUGUUUUAAUUGUUCUGAAUACAGCUAUAGCUUUCGAAGAACUUUUGAAAGAAGAAAUAUUAAGAGAGGAAACACUGAAUUUAGUAAAUGAGCAAAAAAUAUGUGAAUUACUAUUCACUCUUUUAGAAAAGAUGAAUUCCUUAGAAGAAAAUGAAGUUUCCCAACAGCUUUAUAGAUUAAUUUUUACGAUGGCAUAAAUUUCUCCUUAAAGCGCAAGCUAAUUGAGCAACAAAGAUUUUGUUAAGUCUAUAUUGAGAAAAAUUAAAGUAUUAAUGACAAGUGAUACCACUAAAAUACAAAGUUAGUUAAGUGAGAAUUUAAAAUGUUUUUUGACUCUUGCUGAAUCUCAAAAAACAUAAGAAAUUAUUUUAAAUGAAAAUGGUCUUGAGUGUCUUUAUAUGAUUAUCAAAAACUAAAACAUAAGAAUUUAAGAAGACAAGAUAGAAGAAUUAAUUUCAGAUACUUGCAAUGUUAUAGUAAAGCUAAGUUCUUCCAAAAUAUUUGAAUAAUACUUGUCUAAUGAGUUCUUUGUAAUAAUCAUAUAAGCCCUUGAAAAGAAUGCAAAUGCCAGUAAAUAAGUUUGCUACUCUUACUUAAUGGUUUUAAAUAAAAUGCUUGGCGCUAGUAAGAAAUUCAUACAGCAGUUAGCUUCUCUUAAUGCAGAUGAUGUAAUCUAAAAUGUUCAAAUAGAGCAUUCUUCAGAUAGAUAAAUUAAGCAGCUCUGUAACGAUUUGCUUUAAAACUUCAAAACUGAUAACACUAUAGUAUCAAACAAAUAGAUUGUCUCUUCUUUGAAAACUAACGAUCCUGAGAUAAUAAAAAAGAUUUCAAAACUAUCAAAUAGCUACAAUGGGUUUAUUCCUCAAGAUAAAGCUUAAGUCCUAAAGCCAAAUAAAUAGCUUAUUUAAUAAAUUAUUGUAUUCCUAAAGUUAAAAGACUUAGAAGUAUUGAAAGCAACUCUGACUUUGAUCACCUCUCUUUCAUAAGAAAGUACAGAAACCAAAACUGAAAUAUUGGAGUCUGAUAUUCCCAAUAUCAUUUUAAAUGAAAUCCUCAUAUAAAAUAAAUCUGAUAAAUCAAUUAUCCUGCUUUGUUUUGAAGCAAUUAAUGCAAAUUUAUAGCUUUUUAAUCAAAUUAAUUAAUUUAGCCAUAAAAUUUUAGACCCUGAAACAACAACUGAAUUAUUUAACAUGCAAACUCAUAAAGAAUUAGCUAAUCUAAAAAAAAUAUUUUCUAGUUCACAACUUUACACUUUCUGCUUAGAGUUGAUUGAAAAUUAAUCUGUUUAAAUUUCUGAAAAAGUCCUAGAAUUCUUAUCAUUAAGCGUGUAAUGCUCACCAACUAAUAUACUCAUUUAAAACGAAAAAUUUUUGUUGAUUUUAGAAAAUUUAGCUUAGAGAGUUUAAGAAAGCGAUUUCUUUAAUUUAUAUUCAAGCAUUUGCCAAGUCCUAAGCAGUAUUGUUAGAAAUGAAGAAUCUUUCGAUUAUAUCAUGAAUUCAGAAUUAAUAAAAACAGUUUUCAAAAAUGCAAGCUAGUAAUCUCUGUAAGUACUUGAAAAAAAUGAAAAAAUACUUCAGAAAAGCUCUUUCCUUACAUUCUUAUACUACCACCUUGAACUCACAAGUCGCUUAACAGAUAAUGAGUUUGAUAAAACUGUUUUAAUUUAAUUAAAUGUUGUUGAAAAUCUUAUUAAUUUAGUUAAAAAGCUACUUAAUAGCUAACAAGAAUUUGUAGACCCUUACUCUCUAAAGAUUUUAAAGUAAUUAUUUGAGUGCAUUAAGACAAUCUAAAAAGACAGAUCAACAGCUAGAGUUGUCAGCAGCUUAAAUGCAGAAAAAAUAUUUAUAUCAUUUUGCUAAAAGAUUAAUAAUCAAAUUAAAUCAUUUAAAAAUCUGCUAAGUUUAGCUAAAGUUCCUGAAAAGCCAUCAAUUAAAACUAUCGAAGGAAGUUUAUUAAUACAAGAUUAAGUUAUAGAAAGUAUCUCGCUCAGCAUUCACGCUGUUACUAGCAAUAAGUCUUAAAUAGAAAGUCUUGAGCCAUUCAAAUCUAAAUCUAAUUUCAAUAAACUUUUAAAAUAGAUUUUAAAUGAAAGAUAUGAGAGCGUUUUGGUAAGUGCUAAAAUAGUGAACACUAUUGAAUCGUGCUUAAGAUACUAUAAUAAGGAAAUUAUCAGUCAAUUUAUUGAUGAAGUAAAAUAGUUUGAACCUUACAUUUCUUCAAUUAAAAAGAUAUACCCUAAUAUUUAAUGCAUUUAAACUUCCUGCAAUAAUAUUGUAUAAAUAAUUGGUGGUUCAGAUCCAAGGGACUUAAAAUAUGUCUAAGAAAAUAAUAGAAGAUUAACUAUAGAUUAAAAAAGGCUUUCAAGUAGCUCUACUAAAUAAGAGGAAAAUUCUCUAUAAGAUUCUUAAAUUUUAGCUAAUCUUCAAAAGUUUUAAGAUUUAAAAAAUAUCACCGUUUCUGAAAUUAGUCAGCUUUUGAAAUAACUUGAAAAUAUUCCAAUCAAAUAAGCCUCUAAAGAAGAACCAGCUCUUCUCACAACUCUGCACUCAUGUGUUCAGUCAUUUUGCAAGGAUAUAGAAAAAGCAUAGCAAUUAUAAAGUAUUGGAUUGGCAGAAACUCUUGUUGAGUACAUUAAAAAGAGAGAAGAAUACAAACUAGAUAUCAUUUUAUAAAUCUUAAAUUAUAUGUAUUGCUAUCCUAAGGUAGUUCAAAAAUCAAAAGUUGUUGCUGCUUUUAUCAAUAUUAUUUAAAAAUUUUUAAAUACUUUGGUUAAAAAUACUGAAAUAAAAAACUUUUUCAAACAAGCAGAGGGAUUAAAAUAUAGCGCAAUUAUCUUAAGCUAUGCUGGACCUUUCCCUGCAGCUCUAUAAUUAAUCCAUUAAACUAACAUAGUUGAGAACCUUUUAAGUAUAAUUCGUUAAACAUUUGAAGGAGAGUAUAUAGAAUGUGCCAUUUAAUGUUUAGAAACAUUAGCAAAAAUAUGCUCAAGCAAGUAAAUAUCCUAGUAAUUCUUAGAAAAAGGAGGAAAUUUAGUCAUCGAAAAUAUUUUCUAAACUAAAGAAAAUAAUCACUCCCUCUUAAUAUCAGCUUGCUAUGUCCUAGGAAAAGCAAGUUAAAACAGUGCUAUUCAACCAAAGUUCUUUUAUUUAGCUCCUUUGCUAAUUGAAAAGAUAAACUAAUGCAAAUAAAACCCAUUGGUUUUCAGUAAAGCCUGUUUUGCAAUUGCAAGUAUGGUAUUCAACAACGAUAAACAUUAGUCAGAGAUUUUGAAUAAAAAUCCUUAAUUCUUAAAUUUAUUGAUAGAAGUAUCUAGCUAGUUUAUAUAAAGUGACAAUGAUUUAAUUUCAAACGUCUGUAUGUUGCUUAAUUCUAUUUGCUUUAAAAAUAACGAAGCCAAAAAAAUGGUAGGUACUACUAAUACUAUUUAGCUUUUAGUGAAUAUUUCAAAAUCAACUACUUUGAGUGACUCAACUAUUUAACAAUCUUUGAAAACUAUUGGAAAUUUAUCUCUCCUUGAACAAAACUCAGUGAAAAUUGUUAAAGCUAAAUUUAUGGAAUGCAUUUCACAAAUAUUUAACAACAAAAGAGAGAUAAAUAAGGAAUUAAGUACCUUCUCGCUAGAAAUAUUGCAAAAUAUCUGUGCAGUAAUUAAAAAAGUUGAUGAAAGAGAAGAUUGCUACAAGUUGCUAAUUUAAGAAGGCUUUUUGCAAUUAAUCAUCAACUGUAUAAAUAUGCCAGAAGAAAUUUCAAAAAUAAUAAUUGAAAUUAUUUGUUGUGUGAUUCAAUCUGAUUCUAUAAGUUAAGAAUUUUGUAAGCUUGAUGGAGUAAAAAUUUCAAUUCAAAUACUUGAAGAAGGCAAGGUAGAAAUGAAUAGUCUUAUUAAUAUUCUUAGAAUAUUGCAAUAUCUUACUUCUUUAACACAGAACUAAAUUUUAGAUGGAAUUUUUAAAACCAAUCUGAUUAGUAUCCUUUUUAAUAACAUUAUGAAAGUGAAAGAUUCUAAAUAUAUCUCAAAGGCUUUUAAAAUAAUCAUUAAUAUGCUUUAAAAUAAAAAUAAUCUGAAAUUAGUUAGUCAGGAUAAAAUUUUAGAGUCUUUCUUAAGUUCAUUCGACCCCAUUUCAAUAGAUGGUUCAGCUUUCAAGGAUUACAUCACUCUACUUGAUAGUUUUUCAUCAAACGAUUAAGUCUUGUUAAUGAUAUGCAAAAAGUAAGUGCCUUAAAUGAUUGUUUCUCUAUAAAAUAAGUUAGAAAAUAUUGAAAUUGUAGAAUGUGCAUUAAAUUUCAUUGAAAAAUUAGCUCUAAAUAAACUAACAACUCAAAGCUUAAUCACUUCAAAUACUUUACCAUACUUGAAUGAGGUUCUUAAAAAACUUCUUACUAAAUAGCAAAUAUCUUAGAAGGCACUAAGAAUUCUAGAAAUCAUCUCUAGCUCUUCUGACCAAAAUAAAGCCACCGUAGCAGAAUCUUCGCUAUAGCUUUUAGAGAGACUGUUGAAAGAAACUCAAAAAGCACCAGAAAUUUUCAAAAUGAUAUAGAAUACUUAGAAAAAUAUUGAAAAAGGUGUAUCCAACGCAACUAGACAGUCAUUGAUAACUGAUGAAUUAAAAGAAUUUGUUUUCAAAGGAUCUAUCGCUAAGCUUUAUAAAGAGAAUGGUACAUCCAGUAAACUAAGAAUAUACGUUGCUAAUGAUUUAAAAGAAAUAAACUGUAAAAAAGAAGGUAAGUAGACUGUAAAGUCUAAAUGGAAAAUGCCAAUUAACAUGAUUUAGCAAAUAAAGUCAAAUUAUGAAACAGACCCUCAAGGAUUUUCUAAGUCUCAUUUUGCACUUUCAUUUAGAAAAAAACCUGAACCUGAAACUUGCUUCUCAAUUAUCGGACCUCCUUCUUCUGUAAGAAAAUGUUUCUUUGUGCAAUGUGGAAGUAAAUUUGAGAAAGAUAAAUGGGUAUAGUACUUGAAUGAUUUAAUAUUAGAAUCACAAGAGCAAUUUAAAAAUAUUAAAAUAAAAUUCUGA